This is a messenger RNA of Neoarthrinium moseri, 1560 nucleotides long. RefSeq lists its product as uncharacterized. The transcript is spliced from 3 exons. NCBI's taxonomy places the organism in Eukaryota, Fungi, Ascomycota, Sordariomycetes, Amphisphaeriales, Apiosporaceae. The record is from RefSeq and is a predicted model, not a curated record. Bases 1 to 1560 code for a protein of 519 amino acids.
AUGGCCUUGUCGUAUUUUAUGACCCAUCUGUGCCUGUUGAUUACCCUUUUGGCCCAUGUCGCACAAGCUUGGCAAGUGCCUGCGGAGUAUGCUAUCACAGCAUCCCAAAACAAUCGUUUCUUCCAGGACUCGACUGGCCAGCCAUUCUUUUGGCAAGCAGAUACCGCCUGGCUUCUAUUCCACCGCUUGAAUCUUACAGAAGCAGAGUUGUAUCUUAGCGAUCGCUCGAACAAGGGUUUCAAUAUCAUCCUCGCAACUGCUUUCACCCAGAUAGGCAUCAAUAACUCUAAUCGGAAUGGUGAUCUUCCAUUUGUCGACGAAGACGUUACUCAGCCUAAUGAGCCAUAUUGGGCGUUUAUAGACUCCAUUCUCGAGGUCGCUUGGGAGAAAGGGAUUCGUGUGGCUAUGGUUCCGGCCUGGGGUUACUAUGUCCACUCUAGCGAUAAUGAAGGCUCGGUCAUCAAUACAACGACGGCACGAGCAUUCGGCAGCUUGAUUGGUCAGCGCUACCCUUAUCUUCCCAAAUUGUUAGUUGCGGAUACAAAUCCAUGGUGGCAGAACAAGACUGCAGUGAAGGAUAAUUACUCCAGAGGCGGCGUGCCCCCGGAGUAUCCACAUACUGAUUGGAGUGAUGUUUAUGAUGAACUUGCGGGUGGCAUCAUCGAUGGGGAACGAGAAUCGAUCCGUGCUGCGGCUUCUUGGACCGGGGCCUUCCAGAAGGACCCUUCCCUUUGGUGGCCACUUAUGACCAUCCAUCCGACGAACCAGUGGUUCAGCGGAGGUCCUAUAGCACUUGCCAGCGCAUUCAUGGGAGACCGUCCGUGGCUGACCUUCGAUGCAAGCCAGUCAGGACACGCCGACUACGCACCGAAUCCACCCAUCCCGUGGUGGAAUUGUCGCCGGGGCUGGGAACCAGUACAACUGAUGUAUGCAGCUGGCGACACAGGCAAGGGGAGAACACGUCCUGUGUUGGACAAUGAACCUCACUAUGAGAAUCGUUACAAUAACGGAAAGAGUACGAAGGCAUACUGGAACGCUACUGACGUUCGCAUUGGCAGCUGGCAGACCGUCUUCUCCGGUGCUGCAGGGGUAACUUAUGGUGCCGAUAAUGUAAUGCAGAUGUAUAUCCCGGAACUUUAUCAGCCCUCGGGAAGUGGGCCAGCCAUCUCUUGGGCUGAGGAUAUCCACCUUCCAGGAUCUGGCCAGAUCCAGUACAUACAGAAGGCCAUCAGUGACAGGGGCGGCGGAUCGUAUUACAAUCGGGUUCCGGCACAGAAUAUCAUUGUCAGCCCAAGUGGCACUGACGAUAAGCGAGUCACAGCUACUGUUGAUAGCUUGGGUACAUGGAUUAUGGUCUACACGCCUACCGGAGACCCUUUCAGCAUCGAUAUUCAAAGCCUCAGUGGUUGUAACGUGGAGGCGAGUUGGUACGACCCCUUGAGUGGUAAAUAUACGGCCUUCAAGCACUCGCAGUGUGAAGACACUGGACAUAUUCGUCACUUCACACCGCCCCAGACACUUGAGCAUAACGACUGGGUGCUUGUUCUAGACCUCAAGUGA